Messenger RNA from Juglans regia (Persian walnut), 1832 nucleotides. Its product is annotated as myb-related protein Hv33-like. Gene Ontology annotation, molecular function: DNA-binding transcription factor activity, RNA polymerase II-specific; RNA polymerase II cis-regulatory region sequence-specific DNA binding. Bases 230 to 1567 code for a protein of 445 amino acids. Lineage: Eukaryota; Viridiplantae; Streptophyta; Magnoliopsida; Fagales; Juglandaceae. The record is from RefSeq and is a predicted model, not a curated record. The transcript is spliced from 3 exons. Gene Ontology annotation, biological process: regulation of DNA-templated transcription. Gene Ontology annotation, cellular component: nucleus.
CAAGUGGGUCUCUAUACUUAACAAUUCGCUGUGGCUCCUGUAGUUUCAAGGUCUCUCUUCUCACACUGCACUGCGGAAGUCCUUUCUCCUUCCCCUUUUCGUUUUCUCUGUCAAACUUUACUUCUCACUGUUGGUCCAACAUGCCAUUUUUUCAUAUUCUUCUGUGGCCAUAAAGAUUAGUUGCUAACAGUUCUUUGUCAUCAACGUUUGUGAGAUAGGAUAUGAGGGCAUGACUAACGAGAAUGCUAUGUAUGCACCUGUAAACCAAAGUAACCUCAGCUGCUAUUCAUUAAGUUCUCCUUCCUCUAUGUCUUCUUCGUUAGGGAUGGUUGCAGAAAUGGGUUCUCUCUCCCUCACUCGCCACUAUGGAGUAGCGUCAGCAGUUUCUUCUUCGCAAGAAAGCAAUCUCUCCAAGAAUUCUGAGUUAGAAAAUAGGAGAACUUGUUGGGGUUUUCCAUUCAGGGGGAACUCCAUUGCAAGAAGCUUUGAAGAGCACAACAACAGCAAUGCUGGAGAGAGUAAGGACUCUGACAGCAGAGAUGGUUUUGGGAAAAAUAAUGAAAUCAUGGAUCAGAAUGUCGACCUAAAUGAUAAGAACUCGAAUGAGAAUGUGAUGAGUGGGAAGGAAACAGAUACAGGGCAGUCGAAACUUUGUGCUAGGGGGCAUUGGAGGCCUGCAGAGGAUACCAAGCUCAAGGAACUUGUGGCUCUUUAUGGCCCUCAGAACUGGAACCUCAUAGCUGAGAAGUUAGAAGGAAGAUCGGGUAAGAGUUGCAGACUGCGAUGGUUUAACCAGUUGGACCCAAGGAUCAACAGAAGAGCUUUCAGUGAAGAAGAAGAAGAAAGGCUUAUGCAAGCGCAUAGAAUUUAUGGAAAUAAAUGGGCCAUGAUAGCUAGACUUUUCCCUGGAAGAACUGAUAAUGCAGUGAAGAACCAUUGGCAUGUUAUAAUGGCUAGGAAGUACAGAGAACAAUCCAGUGCUUACCGGAGGAGGAAGCUGGGUCAAUCUGUUUACAGAAGGAUGGAGGAAAAUCCUAGCUUUGUCUGCGGAGAUGCAGCCACAAGAACAGAAGCACUACCAUACUGUCUCAAUUUCCCCGGUGGAGGACUCAGUAAUGUUACUCCUUUCCCAUUUGGGACAUUUGAUGGUGCCAGUAAUGGGGUUGAUUUCGGCUUAAAUGGUUCCCCCUCCAUGACCAGUGGAGAAGCAAUUUCAAGCAGCAUGCUUCCCUAUAGUGGUUUCUGUGCACAACAGACGUCUUUUGAUUUCUUCCCUGGUCCCAAGAACAAUGACACUAGAGGCAGCUUAAGCCAGGGCAGGUCUUGGGAUAGACCAAGUGAUGGAGCUCACGUGUCUGGAUUCUAUCCCCACCACCCUCCGUUUUUUAUGGCAAUGCAACAGUCAAACAACCACAACCCUUACAGUUUCUUAGAACCGUCAACACCAGCACCUCAAGUUUCAGCCAGUGAUCCUUCUUCAUCAUCAGCUACAGAAAGCAGAGUUGCUAACCAUUUUGAGACCAUUCCACCACCAUUUAUUGACUUUCUUGGAGUAGGAGCCACAUGAAAGUAGAAACGAUAAAAAAAAAAGUUGAAAACGUUUUCACAGAAUUAUCGAAAGAGUGCCUCAAUGUGGAUGUGAUCCAAGAUAAAUGAAGAAGCCAUUAGAGGUAAACAGACAGGAUUGUUGUUCCAGUUGGGUGACAGUACAAAUCUGCAUCAGUUUGUUGAAGUCUUGUCCCACCAUAUAUCUUUUUCUUGUAACCCCCCUUGCCUUAUGAUACUCUUCUUUCCAAGGUGAAGGAGCAAGUUAAAUGUUUGUUUGUCAUAAA